AUUUAAAAAUAUGACACGAUAUAGUGCAGAAGAAUUAGAAAGAAUUUUUAGAGAUGCCGGCAGAAUUCGCAAAGGCAAGGAAGAAUUUAAAGAUGAUGCUGAAGAUUGUCAGACAUUAGCAACUUCUUUUAAUAAAAUGGAAAGUCUAAGAGAAAUUAAAGAACAAUUAAAAGCAUGCACAAGUAAUCAAGAAUACGAAGCCAAAAAGUCUAAUUAUAUUAGAAAAUGUGAAGAAGUUUUGCAAGGUCUACAAGUUCAAACUAGUUCUUCUAGUUCUAUGUUUGGGAUUUGUAUCAUUUGGGCUGACCAAGCAACAAAUAAAGUUCAAGAAUUAAAUCAACUAAAGUUUGAAGAAAGGCAAAUUACUCAAAGAAUGGAAUCAAAUAAACGCAAGGCAAUGAGCAAAGAUAUUAGUCCUAGUGAAAAAGUAGCCAUUCUCCAAAUAAUAGAAGAAGAUGGACAAAUAUUGAAGAAGAAUUACGAAAAGCAAAAAGAAAUUUCUAAUAAAUUCAACUUUGAUCCAAGCAAAAAAGCUAACGACUUAAUAGAAAAGAUGAAAAGAGCUAUCGAAAAAAGAAACAGAGGUAAUAGUAGUUCAGGAGGCAAUAAAGGUAAUCAAACUGACUCUGAUGAUUCUGAUUCUGACGAUGAAAUCACUGAAAACAGAGGUGAGAAUCCUAGAACUACACCACUUAAUCAAGAACAGAAUAGACAAUUACUAACUAUUGCACUAUUAGCCGGAGCAAGUUAUUAUUUUUUCCUUUAUUUACCAAAAAAGAGAAGUAAAGCAAUCCAAGAAAUAAAAACUAUGUUGCAAAAUUCUAAUGUUAAUCUUAAUGAUUUAAAUAAAUGUUAUUCUUCUUCUCAAAUCAAUCUAUUUGCUAAGGAAAUGAAAAGAGAAAUUCAGCAAAAAGCCACUGUGAGCCAAGGAAAGUCCAUUGAAGAACUAAGAAAAGAAGCCAUUACCAAUAUAGAAAACUUUGCUGAAAAAGAACUAAGGUUAGCACCAUCUCUCGAAAAAGAUCUCAAAAAGUUUUACAAAAGGAUUAAACAAGCCACUAAUAAUGAUAUUUCUAUUAUCGAGCAAGAAUCAGUGGAUUUUAUUAUUCAGGAAAAAAUUAAAAUACAAGAAAUGACUAGAAUUAUGGAAAAGCAAAAACAACUAGCUAAAAGUAAAGUGUUAUCAGAUCCAGUAAGAGGUGAACAAGAUCCAAAUAAUCCGGCUGAAUUAGACAAUAACGCUCUUUUUUAUGGAGCACCACGAACUGGUAAAUCAAUUAAAGUUGAACAAUUAGCUUAUGAAGCUGAUAAAUAUCCGUUAGUAGUUAUUCAGGGUUCAACUUUAACUCCAAAGUCAAGAGAUCAAAAAGUUAAUGUUGAUCUUUUGUUGAAAUUUACUUAUACUAUUAGCACUAUCAAUAAUGAUUUGGUUGAUAAUUUUGGUUAUGAAAGAGCAGAGAGUGGCGAACCGCAAUAUAUUCUCUUUAUUGAUGAAGGCGAUCAAGUUUGCACUACUAAUCUUUUACCACCUAAAGAUGCUUCUUCGCAAUUAACUUUUCUUAAAGAAUGUAUGGGGAGCGAUGAUAAAGUAGAAGAAAAAAAUAAAAAAAUUCUUGAAGAAAUCAAAGAAGAAGAAACUGAUAAAGAUGGCAAAGUGAUUAAUGAUGAAAAAACUGAAAUAGAAGAAUUUGAUGGAAAAUUUACUAAACCAAAGAAAUUAAAUAUGGAAGAAGCAAUAAUGGAAGCCAGUAAUCAUAUUAGCAAUACCCUAGAUAUUCGUUUAAAAGAAAUGGAGAAAACUAGUAGUGCAAUAUUAAAUGAAAUGAAAUCAGCUAAUGAUGCUUUUAACACAAAUUUCAUCAAAGCUAAUGAAGACAUAAGGCAUAUGCUUUCUGAAAUAGGAAGCAAAAUAAACACGACUAGUUAUUGUAUAAAAAAAGCUCAUGAUGCUUAUGAAAAUAGUCAAAAAACUAAAAGAAAUAAAUAUGACUUAAAGUCUAAAUCAAUCGAUGCUGCUCGAGAAGACAAUAAAAAAGCUCAAGAGGAAAAGGACACACUACAAAAAAAUUAUGAUGAAUUAGACGAAAAAACUAAGAAAUUAUCAAAAGACCUAGAAGAAACUAAAGGUAAACUAAAUAGACCUGACUUGUCUGAAGAAGAAAGAAGUUCUUUAAAAAGGUCAAUCGUUUCUUUGCAACAAGAAUUAGAUCAGACCAACACUAAUAAGAAAAGCAUCCUCGAUCAAUUAAAAAAAUUAGGAGAAAGAAUAGCAAAGAAUAAUGAAACUAUUAAUAAUGCCGGUGGAUGUUAUGUGAUGUAUAAGUUGAUAAGAGAUGACAAGAAGAAAAUAAAGAGAUUAGAACGAAAACCUAAUCGCACUCCGGAAGAAGAAGCAGAAUUAGCGGAUUUAAGAACUAGAUUAAGAGAAUUAGAAAGAAAAACUAACUCUGAACCUUUUAACUAUACUCCUUGGAUAAUUGGAGGGAGUGUUUUAGUUUUGGGAAUAAUUAUUAUUUGGUUAGUAAUUAAUAAAAGUAUUACAAAAUUAGACAUUAGCGGAAAACAAUUGGCAGGAGAACUUGACCUUAAUCAAUAUACUGAACUAGAAGAAUUAAAUUGUAUGUCCAACAAUUUAAAUAAAUUAAGUCUUAGUGGUUGUUUAAAUUUAAGAAAAUUACUUUGCUCCUAUAACAAUUUAAACGACUUAGAUUUAAGUAAUAAUUCUAAUCUAGCAGAAAUUGAUUGCUGGUUUAGUGGUUUUUUAAUUAAGAAUUUCUUAACAACUUUAAGUAAUCCUGAAAAAAUAGUUCGUGUAAGUCUAAGAGAAAAUAGGCUUUUAAGCAUUUCUCUCGAUGAGUUUACUCAGUUAGUUAAUUUAAAUACUUUAGAUUUAUAUCGCACUAAUUCUCAUGGCUCUUUAUCUUCUUUAAGACAUUUAGAACAUUUAGAACACAUCAAUGUUAGCCACACUAAAAUUAACAGUGAUAUUGAACACUUGCCAACUAAUUUAAAAACUAUUGUUGCUGAGAACAUGCCUGAAUUUGAAGAAAAAAUGGGAGACUAUGGCGAUGAAAACUGA
Messenger RNA from Funneliformis geosporum, 3079 nucleotides. NCBI's taxonomy places the organism in Eukaryota, Fungi, Glomeromycota, Glomeromycetes, Glomerales, Glomeraceae. The record is from the annotation of a GenBank genome assembly.